Molecule: messenger RNA, 592 nt
Organism: Perkinsus marinus ATCC 50983
Lineage: Eukaryota; Perkinsozoa; Perkinsida; Perkinsidae
Product: ATP synthase alpha subunit vacuolar, putative
Exons: 3
Biological process (GO): ATP metabolic process; proton transmembrane transport
Molecular function (GO): proton-transporting ATPase activity, rotational mechanism
Source: RefSeq, a predicted model, not a curated record
AUGGUAAUGACCAAGUCCUCUGAGGCUUCUAUCGGACGUAUUCAUAAGGUCGCCGGUCCUUUGGUCGUGGCUGAUAACAUGUCCGGUUCUAAGAUGUACGAAGUGGUUCGUGUUGGUUGGGAGAAUCUUGUCGGAGAGAUUAUCAAGAUUGAGGGAGAUACUGCCUCAAUUCAGGUUUAUGAAGAUACUGCUGGUUUAACUGUUGGUGAUCCGGUUAUCAAGACUGGUAAACCUCUUGCUCUUGAGCUAGGACCUGGUAUUCUUAAUAAUAUCUUUGAUGGUAUUCAACGUCCUCUAGAGCGUAUUCGUGAUUUAUCCAAAUCAUUGUUCAUUCCUCGUGGUGUCGAUGUUGCUGCUCUUGAUGGCGAUAAACUCUAUGAGUUUAAACCAGCUGCUAACGUACGUGUUGGUGAUAUCGUAACUGGUGGUGAUAUUAUUGGUUUUGUUAUUGAGAAUGGUUUAUUCAGUAACCAUAAGGUUAUGGUACCUCCUGGAAAUCAAGGACGUGUACAAUGGAUUGCCCCUAAUGGUAAUUACUCUGUUCAUACUUGUUUAAUGGAGAUUGAGUCCAACAGUAGCAGCCUUGGAGGAA